AUGGGAGUCGAUCUAGAUAGAUAUGUCAAGCCAGGCAGGAGUUUCUAUCUCGCAUUAGGAUUAGAAGGCUCGGCAAAUAAGCUAGGCGUUGGUGUCAUCAAACAUAAUACCGGUGAGUUAUCGGACACUAAUCGAGCUGAGGUCCUAUCCAAUGUCAGAGAUACAUACAUCACACCUCCAGGUGAGGGUUUCUUGCCAAGAGACACCGCUAGGCAUCACAGAAAUUGGGUAGUCCGCAUAAUAAAACGAGCUUUAGCGGAUGCCAAAAUUUGCGGUGAGGACUUGGAUUGUAUUUGCUUCACACAGGGUCCUGGCAUGGGCGCCCCAUUACAGAGUGUUGUAAUUGCGGCGAGAACACUAUCACAACUUUGGGAAAAACCUCUUGUUGGUGUCAAUCACUGUGUUGGUCAUAUAGAGAUGGGAAGAGAGAUCACAGGAGCUCAAAAUCCUGUUGUUCUUUAUGUGUCAGGAGGCAACACACAAGUCAUCGCAUACUCCAAACAAAGAUACCGUAUUUUUGGUGAAACCCUAGAUAUAGCCAUUGGGAACUGUUUGGACAGAUUUGCACGAACGCUAAGAAUUCCGAAUGAGCCGGCCCCUGGGUACAAUAUAGAACAAAUGGCCAAGAAAGGACGUCAUUUGGUUCCCUUGCCAUACACAGUGAAAGGAAUGGAUCUUUCCAUGUCAGGUAUUUUGGCUCAUAUUGAUGAAAUCGCUAAGGAGUUAUUCAAGAAAGGGGGCAAAAAAUUGAAGGAUGCAGAGACAGAUGAGCCUAUCACAGCAGAGGAUUUGUGUUUUUCUCUUCAGGAAACUCUUUUCGCUAUGUUAGUCGAGAUCACGGAGAGAGCUAUGGCACAUGUCCAAAGUAAUCAGGUUUUGAUUGUUGGAGGCGUUGGCUCCAAUGAACGCCUACAAGAGAUGAUGGCAUUAAUGGUAAAGGAUAGAAGAAACGGCUCGGUUCAUGCCACAGACGAACGAUUCUGCAUUGACAAUGGCAUCAUGAUUGCGCAUGCUGGUCUACUCGGCUAUAGGAUGGGUCAGGUCAACGAUCUCAAGGACACCGUUUGUACACAACGAUUCAGAACGGAUGAGGUGUUCGUGGAAUGGAGGGAUGAUUAA
Messenger RNA from Candidozyma auris, 1119 nucleotides. RefSeq names its product tRNA N6-adenosine threonylcarbamoyltransferase. The record is from RefSeq and is a predicted model, not a curated record. The transcript has a single exon. Gene Ontology annotation, cellular component: cytoplasm; EKC/KEOPS complex. Lineage: Eukaryota; Fungi; Ascomycota; Pichiomycetes; Serinales; Metschnikowiaceae. Bases 1 to 1119 code for a protein of 372 amino acids. Gene Ontology annotation, biological process: tRNA threonylcarbamoyladenosine modification.